AUGACUUCCAAUAAGAUUCAGACAAAGAGCAAGAAUACCACCGAAGACAUCGCGGUCAUGACGGAUAACAUCAAUACCAUCACAAAAGGUGGUAAGAAGGUUGCAACUUCAUCAAGUGGUACAAACACGUCGGCAAGUUUAAUGAUGUGGAGCAUGGCUAAAUCAUCCAUUCCUGCCAAAAGACAGCACGAUGCAAUGAGAGUUAAUUCUGCCAAAUCUAUCAAAGUAACAACUCAAACUCAUACCGCCUUCACCUUGCUGGGGGCAAGAAGGAAGGUUUUUACAACCUCAAAGGUAAAUCCAGUCACAAGUUCAAGUUCCACCUCGCUGGGGGUAAGGAGGAAGGCUCCUACAACCUCAAAGAUUGUUCCAGUCACAAGUUCAAGUUCAAGUUCAAGUUCAGGGCUGGUCCACCCAAGGCCAAAGAUUUUUUCUGACUCCAUCUCUAUGCCAGUCAUGAUGACGAGUACUACCUCGUACGAAGAGCAAUUGAUGAUUAUGGCCAGUACAAUUGAAAGAUUACAACACUCUCUCAAGGAGCAAGAUCUAAAAAUUGCCUCGCUGACAGAAAAGUUAAAAUUGCAUGAUGACAAUACUGAGUCAAGCAAAGGCUGA
Cornus florida is the source of this 615-nucleotide messenger RNA. RefSeq names its product cell wall integrity and stress response component 2-like. The transcript has a single exon. Bases 1 to 615 code for a protein of 204 amino acids. The record is from RefSeq and is a predicted model, not a curated record. Lineage: Eukaryota; Viridiplantae; Streptophyta; Magnoliopsida; Cornales; Cornaceae.